Molecule: messenger RNA, 761 nt
Organism: Nestor notabilis (Kea)
Lineage: Eukaryota; Metazoa; Chordata; Aves; Psittaciformes; Psittacidae
Gene: GLO1
Product: glyoxalase I
Exons: 5
Coding region: 21-470 (149 amino acids)
Molecular function (GO): lactoylglutathione lyase activity; metal ion binding
Source: RefSeq, a predicted model, not a curated record
AUUUUUUAUUCCAGCAAACAAUGUUAAGAGUAAAGGAUCCUAAGAAGUCACUAGAUUUUUAUACAAGAAUUCUUGGAAUGACACUGCUUCAAAAAUUUGACUUUCCUCCUAUGAAGUUCUCGCUCUAUUUCCUGGGAUAUGAAGAUAAAAAUGAUAUUCCAAAAGACAAAACUGAGAGAACACCUUGGACCUUCUCUAGAAAAGCUACACUUGAACUGACACACAACUGGGGUACUGAAAAUGAUGAAAAUCAGGCUUACCACAAUGGCAAUUCAGAUCCCCGAGGAUUCGGACAUAUUGGAAUUGCUGUUCCUGAUGUCAAUAAAGCUUGUAAGAGGUUCGAAGAACUAGGAGUGAAAUUUGUGAAGAAACCAGAUGAUGGUAAAAUGAAAGGACUUGCAUUUGUUCAGGAUCCUGAUGGCUACUGGAUUGAAAUUUUGAAUCCUAAUCACAUGGUGACUCUCACUUAGUUCUAAUGAAGUGUAUUAUGUGAGACGCUCGCUUUCAGUCCCCUGGAGAAAAUCUGUAACAGUGUUUAUGAAAUUCUCACUUAAUGGAGAGGAAUCAGUUGUAUUCAGAAUCUCCUUAAAACUAUCCCCUGGGACUUUGCUGUACUUGGAUUCUUUUCUUCCCGUCCUGUGAUGCCACUGCAGUUUGUUCCCGAUUAGGAAUACUCAAUCAUUUUUUGGAAAAGUUCUUACACAGAUUCUCCUCUUGAACACUGAUUGUGUUAAUAUUUCACUAAACCCUAUCAAAAGAUA